AUGAAUUAUGGGACCAGUUCAUCUGAAGCCGCACUUCCAUCAUUGAUGCGUAAAAUGGAAAAAGCAGGCUGCGAAAAAUCUGUGGUUGGCUUGGUUAUCCCUACUGGUUAUUCAUUUAACCUCGAUGGUACCAACAUCUAUAUGACGAUGGCGGCGCUCUUUAUUGCACAAGCAUGUAAUAUCGAUUUGAGUAUUCAAGACCAAAUCUUAUUAUUGCUCGUUGCAAUGCUGAGCUCUAAAGGUGCUGCUGGUGUUACAGGUGCUGGAUUUAUUACCUUAGCUGCAACAUUAUCUGUUGUUCCAGCAGUUCCUGUUGCAGGUAUUGACCGCUUUAUGUCUGAGUGUCGUGCACUGACCAAUUUAGUCGGUAAUGCGUGUGCGACGAUUGUUGUGGCACGUUGGGACAAUGCUUUAGACAAAGACAAACUGGCUACUGCAUUCGCUCAUCCGAGUAAAGCGCACUAUGAUGCUAAAGCAGUUGAACAACAUCGUGAAGAUCCAAUGGAUUAA
Messenger RNA from Oppiella nova, 510 nucleotides. The record is from the annotation of a GenBank genome assembly. NCBI's taxonomy places the organism in Eukaryota, Metazoa, Arthropoda, Arachnida, Sarcoptiformes, Oppiidae.